Molecule: messenger RNA, 2833 nt
Organism: Beta vulgaris subsp. vulgaris (sugar beet)
Lineage: Eukaryota; Viridiplantae; Streptophyta; Magnoliopsida; Caryophyllales; Amaranthaceae
Product: protein PLASTID TRANSCRIPTIONALLY ACTIVE 12, chloroplastic
Exons: 9
Coding region: 129-1583 (484 amino acids)
Biological process (GO): response to light stimulus; positive regulation of DNA-templated transcription; positive regulation of red or far-red light signaling pathway
Cellular component (GO): nucleus; chloroplast
Source: RefSeq, a predicted model, not a curated record
UUUGGAUAAAAAAUUCCUCAAUUACAUGGGGUACAUAACCUUAAACUUUAGAACCUCUAAGGGUUUCCUUCCCAAAAAAAAAAAAAAAAACUAAGCUUCCAUCACUCAUACGGAACUCUGAGGCUCGAAUGUAUCUUCAAAGCUCGUUCCAGGUCUCAACUAUUGCCUCAUGUUCCAAUUCGUGGUUUCUUGAUAGAGGGAGAAUGUGUCCUCUAUCAGUAAGGUCUCGUUCACACAGUAUAAGAUGUCAAAAGGAAGACGGCAACUUUGAGGAAGUAUCUGUUGAGCGUGCACCAUAUUACAGCUAUAUGGAUUCUACAUCUGGGCGGCUUGAACCUGCCUCUGGUGCACGUGCAAGUAUUCCAGGACAGGACUACUGGCCUGAAGGCACCGCUGAUCGAGUUAGGGCUGCGAGAGCUCCAGAACCAAAAGGAGAGUCAACAAGUGCUUCGUCCUUCGGAAAGAAGCCUGGAAGCAGGCGUAAAAACUAUAAAGGAUCAGCUGCUUGUGCUGGCUCUCAAGAACCAAGUCUAGUCUCUUCAGACCCAGUUGUAACAGAGAUUUCAGGUGAUGCUCUUGAUGAUCUAAUAGAAGAUUCGUCAGAGUAUGUGAUUUAUCAGACAGAGCCUGAAAGAGAGGAGCUAAGUGAAUAUGAGCUGGAUAAAAAACUUGGACGUCCUCAUCCAUUUGUUGAUCCAAAAUUUAAAAAGCCAAAAGAUGACCCACUUACUAGUGAUGAUCUUUGGUGGAAUUGGAGAAAGCCCGACAAGGAGCAAUGGUCUAGAUGGCAAAGGAGGAAACCUGAUGUUGAAUCGGUUUUCCUCAAAGCUAUGGCCGAGACUGGGCAGGUGAAGCUUUAUGGCGAGCAUCCAACACUAACAGAGACUUCCCUCUACAGAGCUAGGCGUCAUCUCUUCAAAGAGGAAAGGCUAAAAGCUGAACAGGAGAAAUUAGAGAAUGUAGGCCCCAUGGCAUAUUAUUCAGAAUGGGUUAAAGCAUGGAAGAGAGAUACUUCGCGUGAAGCUAUUCAGAAACAUUAUGAAGAAACUGGUGAAGAUGAGAAUACACAACUUAUUGAAAUGCUAUGUCAUCAGACAGAUAGAGAAUAUCGCAUAAUGAUGGGGACUGAUAUCCGUAUUCGCAGGGAUCCUUUGGCGAUGCGCAUGCGUGAGGAUCAAAUCAAGCAAAUCUGGGGUGGGGAUCCAGUUUAUCCAACUGUUAAUUACAUUCAAGAACCGGAUGCUGUGAUGGAUUAUAGAGGUCCAGAUUUUCAUGAACCUACGCCUAACAUGCUGGCUCAUCUUAAGGAGCACGGAAAAAUCAUUUCAAGGGAUGAGCUAGAAAAGAUUUUGGCCAAAGAGAAGACUGAAGAGCUUGAGAUGCCAGAUAUCGAUGAAGCUAUGGCACGUGCUGUCGACAUUGGUGAGAAUGAGGAUGAGGAUGAAGAUAGUAGCUUGGAAGGGAAUGAUAAUGAGGAGAAGAUUAAUAGAAACUGGAGUGUCCUAAAAAGCACUCCUCAGCUUCGCAAGUCAAAGGUGAACAGUUGGCAGUUGGCACUAUCCAUAAGUGCCCAGCACACUUGAAGCAAGAACCGUACAUCUCUCCUGAUCUAUGUAGUCCUUUCAUCUUGAGGAAAGCAUGGAAUACUGUAUUCACAGAUGCGCACCUAAGCUUUUUCUGGAUUGUUAUUGACCGGAAUCUCAUGUUGGGUGGGAGGGGGAUGAAUUAAAUUGUCUGCAUUUCUCUUGUUGUUUAUUUCUUUCUUGGGGUGGGGGGAGGCAAAUUUUAGGUGUCAGUAAGGGAUUUUAUCAACGUAAGUACCCAAGAGAGGAUCUCUCUCUAUAUUUCAGAAAUGCAUAAAAACGAUGUAGGGAAUCCAUCCGAUCAUGAAGCUCAUCAAUGGUCGUUUUAGCACAUAUAUCUUGCACACUUUCAGCAGCAACACUUGCUUGUCUGUUGGAGUCCAUAUGUUCAUGCUGACGCAACAUGGUAACGUCGUUCCAGCUGCUACCCACGCUUUGAAAAGUUUACUUGCAUUAUAAAAUGUGAUAGCUUUUACAAGUGUUGUGUUGUCAUUCCUUUUCCUAAUUCUCUCAUGUUAUUUGCAUUCUUAUGAGAAACAUUAGUUACUAUCCUUUCUUCUUUUGUUAUUUUCCCCCCUUAGUGAGAGGUGGUAAGUGAGGAUGGGUAACCUCUAGUAAUCAUCAGCAACUAGGGUAUGAACCAUACUCCAGAGUCCGCCCUUUCCCAAACAAACCAAAAAAGAAAAAGAAGCAAAAUGAAAGGUGGUAAGCGGAUAUGGUCAAUAUCACCGUGCUAGGCCUGGCCCCAAAUACUUAAGACACCAAUAUUUGUCAUGUCGGUACAAGGUAACAGAAUAACUUCAAUAGGUUGUAUAUUGGUUAAUACCUAUGUGCAAAGGGAGAUAUAUCCAUAUUCCAUCUGUGGUGUUAUAUCUGGUUGUCUACUUGCAUCCAUAGAGUUAUGGAUCACUAAGGCUAAUGCUAGUUCAGGCUCACUUAUCAUUCUAAAAACAGAAGGUGAUUGGAUUCUUCUUUGAAUAGAAAUUGAGUACAUGAUGGUCUAAAAGCGAUAUUAGUGCAAUUUACAGGUUGCAGCUGGUAUUUAAUGGUGCAAGUUUGAUUUGCUUACCCAGAUCCAGGAACUCUGUAGUCUAAUAAUUGCAAACUGUUGAUGUGAUAUACUAUAUUCAGAAAAUUUUCUUUUACUCUUGAUACUUCCAGGAUAAAUCUAAGAAGAAAGACUCCAUGUCAUUGGAUGAGGCUGUAGAUGAUUCAGAAAAUUUAACUGAUUUUCUGCUGGACUUUGAUGA